This is a messenger RNA of Malaclemys terrapin pileata, 1790 nucleotides long. RefSeq names its product omega-hydroxyceramide transacylase-like. Gene Ontology annotation, cellular component: membrane; cytoplasm; lipid droplet. Gene Ontology annotation, biological process: lipid homeostasis; triglyceride catabolic process. Gene Ontology annotation, molecular function: triacylglycerol lipase activity. The record is from RefSeq and is a predicted model, not a curated record. Lineage: Eukaryota; Metazoa; Chordata; Testudines; Emydidae. The transcript is spliced from 8 exons. The coding region runs from base 68 to 1039 and encodes 323 amino acids.
GAGUGCUGCUCGGCACCCCACUAACUCUUUUGCAAAGUGCAGGUGUGAGCUCCCAGUGUGGUUGGCAAUGGCUGAAGAAGAUCCAGAGGGCCCCGGAAGCCCAAUCUCUCUCUCUUUUUCAGGUAGUGGGUUUCUUAUAAACUACCAAGUAGGAGUGGUGCAGGCUUUAUGGGAAUUGGCACCUGAAAUACUGAGAUCAGCAUCCAAGGUCUACGGAGCAUCGUGUGGGUCAGUUGUAGCUGCAUUAGUGGCAUGUGAAGUUGAUGUAGGUCUGAUAGAAGAAUUUUUUCAUGAAGCUAUGGAAGAAGUCAGGAAAGCGAGUAUUCUCACCCUUUGUCCAGGUCACUGUAUGCUUCGGAUCAUAGAGAAGGGGCUGCGUAAAGAGCUGCCGGAGAACUCACACCAGCUGGCUUCGGGGAAGCUUUGCAUUUCCCUCACGCGCUUGUUGGACUUACAGAACGUCAUCAUUUCAGAGUACAGAUCGAAGGAGGAGCUCAUACAGGCAGUGAUCUGUAGCUGCUUCCUUCCUAUCUAUUGUGGAUUCAACCCUCCCUCCUUCCAAGGCGUGCGCUACGUUGAUGGAGGUAUGACUAACGUGCAGCCUGGCUUGGACUCGGAUACCGUGAUCACAGUAUCCCCUUACACAGGAGAGGUCGACAUCUGCCCGAGGGACUGCCCUGCCUAUUUCAGCUGCAUUAGCUUCUUCCAAAGCACCUUCCAGCUCUCAGUUGAGAACUUGUGCAGGUUUAGUUAUAGUAUUUUCCCACCCAGUCCUCCGGUGCUCCGUGAGUUUUAUUUACAAGGAUAUCACGAUGCCAUUUUCUUCUUACAGAGGCACAGGGAGAACGGGACAGUAAAUGGAACGGACAAGAAAAUACCGCAGCAGACGCCUGUGCGCUGUGACAAAGCGGUAGCUCUGCCUGCCCCGAAGAGCCAGGAGACGCCUGGAUCCUUGGGCUCAGCUGCUGAGGUCACAUCACAGCAUCUUGUGCCAUGCAAACUUCACAUGGACACGUCACUUCCUCUCAGUGAUAGGUAACUACUGACGAGGGCUGUUCUGGAAAAUCUAAACCAGGGUGACUUCUUAUUAAAAGCCUUCAAAAGUGAUGGACCAAGUGAAGAUGCUGUUUCCUUGCGCAGAACCCACAGCUGCCAUUGACUUCAGCUGAGAUCAUGGGUGCUCUGGAAAUCAGGCUUUACAUGUAUAAAUAAUAUAUAGGUAAAGAAAUGGGAUUAACACAGCGUGAAUUGUGACACCAGGUAACCUAAUAGCCUAAGGCCCCUCUGCCAUGUACAUUGGCCAAACCGGACAGUCUCCACGUAAAAGAAUAAAUAGACACAAAUAAGACGUUAAGAAUUAUAACAUUCAAAAACCAGUUGGAGAACACUUCAUUCUCCCUGGCCACUUGAUUACAGACCUAAAAGUUGCAAUAUUACAACAAAAAAACUUUAAAAACAGACCCCAACGAGAGACUGUUGAAUUGGAAUUAAUUUGCAAAUUGGACACCAUUAAAUUAGGCUUGAAUAAAGACUGGGAGUGGAUGGGCCAUUACACAAAGUAAAACUAUUUCCCCAUGUUUAUGCCUCCCCCUCCCCCACAGUUCCUCAUAUCUCCUUGUCAAUUGUGGGAAAUGGGCCAUUUUCAUUACCACUACAAACAGUUCUUUUUCUCUCCUGCUGAUAAUAGCUCACCUUAACUGAUCACUGUCCUUAUAGUGUGUACGGUAACACCCAUUGUUUCAUGUUCUCUGUGUAUAUAUAUAUCUUCCUUCUGUAUUUUCCACUACAUG